AUGAAGCAUUCAGCAGGCCAGGGAGAGGACUCCUUCUUCGACUCUCCUGCUGCAGCAGCAGGCGAAGCAGCAGCAACAACAGCAGCAGCAACAACAACAGCAGCAGCAGCAGAAGCAGCAGCGGCAGCAGCAGCAGCUAAAGAUCCACCGGCUCCGCAGCAACAGCCGCCUCUACGAGGGCGUGCGAAGGCCAUAGCCCGUGCAAAAGCAGCAGCAGCAGCAGCAGCAGCAGCAGCGUCAACCUCAGCAUCAUCAUCAUCCAUAACAGCAGCAGCAACAGCAGCAGCAGCAGCAGCAGCAACAGCAGCUAGAGCUGAGAAGCGCUCUCGGGUGUCUCCUGAGCUGCUAAGUGCUGCAGGGGCCCUCAGUGGUCGGUUGCUGCCUCUCGUGUCUCUUGGCUGUGAUGAAGGCCUCUUAGAAGAUGAAGUUGCUGCUUUCAUAUUCGAGUGCUGCAGCAGCAGCAGCAGCAGCAGCAGCAGCAGCAGCGAGGAGUUGAUAGUUGUGGGGAGUACAGGGGCCCUUGAGGGCCGCUACAAUCGUCGGCCUGUCUCUCUUCCUGUUGGUGUACACUCUUUGCUGCAGCAGCAAGAUGCUUCGCAGCUGCUGUUUAUAGAAGCACUGCCGCAGCAGCAGCAGCAGCAGCAAAUACAACACCUGCUGCAGCAAAUACUAGGCGCAUGUCGCACAAUAUAUAAAGCCAAGCAGCUACCCUCUACUUAUCAAAUCGUAGAUACUCUCGACGAACAGGGUGCUGCUGCUGCUGCUGCUGCUGCAGCAGCAGCAGCAGAAGACAGCAGCCACAUGCUUGAUUUAGAAGAAAAUAUAGAUGCAGCUGAAAGCAACUCAGACUCGCGAGUCCUCAUCUACACCCUCGCUGACUCCCAAGAGCAGCAGCAGCACCAGGAGCAGCAGCAGGAGCAGCAGCAGCAGCAGCAGCAGCAGCAGCAGCAGGUGGUGCGGGUAUCGCAGCAAGUGCUGCUGGGGCGUAGAUUAAUUUACCGUCCUAAAGCCUCCCGUCACCUACAAAUAUCUGUCUUCUCUUCAAAUUCAUAUUCACUUACACCAAUCAGCAGCAGCAGCAGCAGCAGCAGCAGCAGCAGCAGCAGCAACGGGGACGCAGGCAGCAGCAGCAGAAAUGCCAGCAGCAGCAGCAGCAGCAGCAGCAGCAGCAGUACGGGGGGAGAGAGGAUGCCUAUUGAACUUGUUAAGGACCUGCAGCGGUUCGGCUUCGUGGGGGGGCCUGCAGCAGCAGCAGCAGCAGCAGCAGCAGCAACGCCAGCAGCAGCAGAAGCAGCAGCAGCAGCAGCAGCAGCAACAGUACGCGUGACUACGAGGAAAGUUGUGCGCUGCGACUGCUGGGUUUUCUCCCCUGUCCUGCCGCCGCAGCAGCAGCAGCAGCAGCAGCAGCAGCAGCAGCAGCAGCAGGAUUUGGUGCUGCCUGAGUGGGUGUUAGAGCUGCGGCGAGAGGCUGAGGAAGGAGACACAGCAGCACAUCCAGAGUUGCUGCUGCAGCAGCUGCAGCGAACAGCAGCAGCAAGCAGCAGCGGGGUUGGAGCAGAUGCUGACUUAAGCGAUGAAUCGCGCAGUUUAUAUGUACGCCUGCAUGCACCUGCAAGAUGUUUGCUGCUGCAGCAGCAGAAGCAAUUGCUGCAGCAGCAGCAGCAACACCACCCGCUGCUGCUGCAGCAACCUUCUGCCUUCAAGGCCCUCGUCUCUCUUUUUCUCUACAACCUGCGUGUGGCUGUAGCAGAGCCAGUUGAAGAAGCAGCAGCAGCAGCAGCAGCAGGAGCAGCAGCAGCAGCAGCAGCAGCUUCUUUAUAUUACCCAGGGGUUCUAGGGGAUGCGCAGCAAUCUGUACAAACAUUUUAUGAAAAUAGAAAAGUGCUUGCUGCUGCAGAGUCGCCAAUUGCUGCACUUCGACUCUACAACAAUCAGGUGAAGAGAGUGCUGAUAAGGAUGGAGGUUAAAAGAGGUGCGCGCGUCUUAGAUUUAGCAUGCGGACAUGGUCAAGAUUUGUUUAAGUUUGCUGAAGUUCAAGCUUCGCGACUCUUAGGUAUAGAUUUCUCGAGAGAUUCAAUAGUCGAAGCCCGUCAGCGUGUACGCGAGAGAAGAAGAGAAGGUUUAAUUCGUCAGCUUUUAACAAGACCUGAGUAUCAUGCAGGAGAUAUAAAUGCAGAGAGGGUGUGGGGUAUAAUUAGAAAAGAAAUAUUUGAUGUGGUGUCUAUACAGCUGGCUAUUCAUUAUAUUGCUGCAACAGAGCAGCAAAUGCUGCUGCUGCUGCAGCGCUGCAGCAGCUGUAUGACCACUGGAGGUAAAUUCAUAGGAAGUACUGUAUGCUGUCGUGCUCUUAGCAAAUUUGUGAUGCUGCUGCAGCAGCUGCAGCAGCAGCAUAUCGAUUUGCUGCUGCAGCAGCACAACAACCCUGCUGAUGAGCAGCUCUCUGUCUAUGCUCGCAUGCUUGAAGCAGCAGCAGCAGCAAAACAAAGAAUAUUCUACGCUGGAAACUCUAUAUUUGCUGUUUUCUUUACUGAGGAUACACUGCAGCAAAUCUUAGCCCCCUACAGACUACCCCCCGAAGAAGGUUAG
This is a messenger RNA of Eimeria acervulina, 2586 nucleotides long. Its product is annotated as mRNA cap guanine-N7 methyltransferase , related. Gene Ontology annotation, cellular component: nucleus. Gene Ontology annotation, biological process: 7-methylguanosine mRNA capping. NCBI's taxonomy places the organism in Eukaryota, Apicomplexa, Conoidasida, Eucoccidiorida, Eimeriidae. Bases 1 to 2586 code for a protein of 861 amino acids. The transcript has 3 exons. The record is from RefSeq and is a predicted model, not a curated record. Gene Ontology annotation, molecular function: mRNA 5'-cap (guanine-N7-)-methyltransferase activity.